UCGGAAGACGUGGACGUAUCUUCGCGCAUCAGACAGCUUACUGAGAAAUAUAAAGGAUACACAUAAAUAUACGGAGAGAUAAUCUAUACCGCAGUCGUUAAUGAAUACCGGUUGUUUCUCCGCGGCGCAGCGUAGUGCGUGCAUUCACAACAUGAAUGCGGAUUUAUUCAAGCCUGCUCCGGAGCGUGGACCCCAGCAGUCCUCUGCCCCGGCGAAAAACAGCCGGAAUAAACCCGACCAAACCAAACCAGAGUUGGCUCAGGUGGUGACAGACUCCAAGACGGGGAGAUCUUACAGCAAAGGGAAGCUUUUGGGGAAGGGUGGCUUUGCCCGAUGCUACGAGAUGACAGACCUGUCCAACAACAAAAUGUAUGCGGUGAAGGUGAUUCCACAGAGCAGGGUGUCCAAACCGCACCAGCGAGACAAGAUUACAAACGAGAUCGAGCUCCACAAAACCCUGUCGCACAAGCAUGUGGUGAAAUUCUCUCAUCAUUUUGAAGACCAGGAAAACAUCUACAUAUUCCUUGAGCUCUGCAGUCGGAAGUGCGCAGCAGCGUUGCACAGUCAGUUGACGGAUGCGGGGCUGACACUUCACUCAUUGCUCUCUCUGCAGUCGCUGGCACAUAUUUGGAAGGCGAGACACACGCUCACGGAGCCAGAAGUCCGAUAUUACCUCAAACAGAUCAUAUCCGGCCUCAAGUACCUACACAGCAGAGGAAUCCUGCACCGAGAUCUCAAACUGGGCAACUUCUUUGUCAAUGAGAACAUGGAGCUGCGGCUGGGAGACUUUGGCCUCGCCGCCAAACUGGAGACAGUCGAACAGAGGAAAAAAACCAUCUGUGGGACUCCCAACUAUUUGGCCCCUGAGGUGCUCAACAGACAGGGCCACGGCACGGAGUCCGACGUGUGGUCCCUCGGAUGCGUCAUGUACACGCUGAUGUGCGGCAACCCUCCCUUUGAGACUCUUGAUUUGAAGGAGACGUACAAGUGUAUAAAGGAAGUUCGGUACAACCUGCCCUCCACGCUUUCCCCCCCUGCACAGAAACUCAUCUCAGGCAUCCUACAGAAAAAUCCCAGCGACAGACUGACGCUGGAUCAAAUCCUCAGCCACGAGUUCUUCACCAAAGGCUUCACUCCUGACAAACUUCCCCCCAGCAGCUGUGUGAUGGUGCCAGAGCUCCACCCGCCCAGCCCUGCCAAGAAAUUCUUCACGAAAAUGGCCAAGAGCUUCUUUGGCAAGAAGAAAGCAAAAGUGGAGAAGAUUCCGUGCGAGGAAAGAGACGACAAGGACAUUUCCAAGCUCGUAUCUGGCAUCGUUAAGUGUUCCAUCAACCGGCAGAUCAGCUACAAGGCUGUGGGACCCAACGAGGUUCCCUCCCCAACCGGUCAGCUGGUCAGCUCUGUGCCUCUGGAGCAGACCCCCGCUGAGGAGGAAUCCAGGAAGUCCAUCUCACGCUCGUUCAAGGGCACCAUGGCCAGCAGCACUGAACCAUGUGAGGAUGUUCUGACUCCGGCAGCUGUUGCUGAAUCUGCCAUGAAAGUCCUGAACGGCUGCCUGGCCUCAAUGCCUGCAGCCAACAGAAACCCACCCUGUUUGUCCAGACCACAAUCCUUCCUGUGGGUGACUAAAUGGGUUGACUACUCUAACAAAUAUGGAUUUGGCUACCAGCUGUCGAACCAAAGCAUAGGCGUGCUCUUCAACGAGGGAACACAUCUGAGUCUUUGCGACCAACGCAGGACGGUCCAUUACUGCUUGACCAACAACAAACACUUUACUUUUCCAACCAACUCUCUACCUGAGCAACUGCGCAGCCAGAAACAAAUUGUAGAGCUCAUGGCCAACUACAUGGAGGAGAACCUUAUGGAGGGUGGAGAUCUUCCUUGUGAGACUCAGGUCUCGGCUCCUCCUCCUCUGCUCCUCCAGUGGGUGAAGACUGACCACGCUCUAGUCAUGCUUUUCAACAACGGCACUCUACAGGUUAACUUCUACACGGACCACACCAAAAUCAUCCUGUGCAAGUCGUCCGACGACUCCUACCUGCUCACUUACAUCAGCCGGGAACGCAUAUCUUACACUUACCUCCUCAGCAUGCUGAACGAGAUGGGCUGCACGGCUGAGCUAAGGCACAGACUCAGAUACGUGGUCCAGCUGCUCCAACACCACACCGAUGCCUGAGAGCGCAGCUCGGUGCCUCCGGGGCCGCCCCGAGUGGCGCGCGCCUUAGAGGCAACCUGACUGGUUAACACCUUUCUUUAGGCAGCCUGACUGCUUGGUUUAAUUUCUCAAGGCAGCGCCGAGACGGUCUGACACCUCUUCAGCUGACAGAUGGAAGACUGCUCGACACCUCCGAAGUAGUAUUUUCGCCUGGAACGGUGCCCAGGCAGAUUUUCAAAUGCACUGACCUUGACAAAAAUCAAGCAGUCGGGGAAUGCGCCCCCGUGCAGCAUCUGCCUCAAAGGUUUGUGCCUGUCCAGCUUAUGCCUCAAAGGUAUCCACCUGGAAGGUAAAAUAAGAAACUCAUACCUGGCCUGAAAUGACGGAUCCCUCACAGGCAGACGUCUACACAAACACCCACUUACCUUCUCUCACUCGCUCAGAAACCACCGCUUCUUGGCUGGACCUCUCAAAGCCACCGACUCUGCAGCUUUCAGCCUCCCCCGACGACCGAUAACCCAGGCAUGGUUUCUAAAAGGUUUCUAAACACUAAAAUUGUCCUAUUUGCUUGCAACAGAACAGGGAUUCACAUGCAGCUAAAAUGCUUUUAGAGGCUCUGUUUCCAAAGGCAUUUUAGCGGCACACUGUUUACUUGCACUGCAACUGAUCUUUCAGCAAAGAUGCUUUGGAAAGAAACAUGAGAGAGCAAAAGAAAGGAGACCCUCCUACCCAAAAUUGGUUUCUGGCCUCUUUGAACCAUGGUGCACACAAUUUUCCUCCCUUUUUUUUUUUUUUUUUUUUUUUUUUUUUUUUUUUUUUUAAGAUAAAGAAAAUAUGAGCCAGCUUUAGGAUCACACUACGAUCUUGACCUCACAUGCACAAAUAACAUUCCUGGCCUUAUUUGAAGAUGGUGAUGCUAAAGCUUUGAUUCAUUGCUUCUUGUGCUCUAACGUCACUCGUCUUGUUAUUGGAAACAAAUUUCACUGAUAUGGUACACGGUAUUACUACAUGGGCUAUGGGAGCAACACAGUUUUGCACUUUUUUUUUCUUUUUUUUUUUUUCUUUUUGUAAAGUCAUCCAGAAACAAAAACCUUUUACUGUCACGUCUGUUUUAUUUGUUUUUAACUUGAUACCAAAACGCAUCUUCUUUGUUUUUAAAAUGAGUCCGUUUUAAAUCACAUACAGUAGGUGAGUGUGUGUGUGCCACACGUGCUGGCAAGCAGAAAUGUUGGUUGGGAAAACGUGGAUGGGGCGGGGGGGAGGGAUAAAAGUGCCUUUUUGAGGGAUGUCUGUAUAGUGCAAUAACAGCCCUUCGUGAAUGUCAAGCUGGCUACAAACAAGAUUUAAGAUGGGUUUUACAGGUGGGAUUUACUUUUGUACUUUGAGCCAAGUUUAAAAGUAAAUCCAGUAUCACUACACCCUCACUACCUGGUAUAAGCUUUUAGAACAACUGUUAUAAGUAUAUAUAUAUAUAUAUAUAUAUAUAUAUAUAUCCCAGUAAUAUCUACUAUGGAGAGAGAGAGAAAAAAAAGAAAACCUUGUACUCAGUUGUACUGUACUGUAAUCCUUAUCGGUUUACAUUGCUUUCUUGACCCAGAGUUGUAUCCUAAACUGUGACCCGGAAUGCAAGUAUUACGUACAUGUGUUUUCAAAAGAACCCCAACAUUGUGAAAGCCAUCUGCCAAUUCAGAAGAGUUUUAUUUUUUUGGCACAUAAUGUCCUGUCUAUUUAUUUUUUAUUUAUACAUGUUUUUUUAUUUAUUGUGUAAACGUUAAGGUCUUGACACGAGGAAAUUCAAUUCUGACCACCUUUUUGUAUGCAACAUGUUUGGGGGAAAAUGGGACAAAAUAAAGUUUAUUGAAAAUGAA
This is a messenger RNA of Mugil cephalus (flathead mullet), 4023 nucleotides long. RefSeq names its product polo-like kinase 3 (Drosophila) (gene plk3). The coding region runs from base 101 to 2176 and encodes 691 amino acids. Gene Ontology annotation, cellular component: nucleus; spindle pole; centrosome. NCBI's taxonomy places the organism in Eukaryota, Metazoa, Chordata, Actinopteri, Mugiliformes, Mugilidae. The record is from RefSeq and is a predicted model, not a curated record. Gene Ontology annotation, biological process: Golgi disassembly; DNA damage response; mitotic G1/S transition checkpoint signaling. The transcript is spliced from 15 exons. Gene Ontology annotation, molecular function: protein serine/threonine kinase activity; protein binding; ATP binding.